CUAAUAAAAAAAAUUGAUCGUGGAUCAUCGUUCCCAAAUUUGUAACCUUUAUUUUCACACCCUCCUCUGUUCCCCACUUUCCCUACUUUGUCACCUCCUCCUCCUCCUUCUCCCCCUCCUCCUCCGUUGAAUCCUUCGCAUAGAGAAGUAAAAGCUCCUCCUCCUCCUCCUCCUCCUCUGCGUCUUCGUCUUCGUCUUCGUCUUCGUCUUCGGCGAGAUCGGGGGGGCGACGAACAUGGCGGGGCGGCGGGAGGGCCCGCUGAUGCGGGGGGGCGCGCCGCCGCCCUCGCGCGGAUCCCGCAUCGCCAUGGCCAUCGCCGUGGGGAUCCUCCUCGGCUGCGUCUUCGCCUUCCUCUACCCCGAUGGUUUCUUCCUCCACUCCUCUGGUUCCGCUUCCUCCUACCUCCGCACCAUCAAGGUUGGUAGUUGUGAAUCAUCAGAGAGAGUUAAUUCCUUAAAGUCCGAGUUGGCAUCAUUAUCAGAAAAGAAUUCAGAAUUGAAAAAGCAGAUUAAGGAGCUUACUUUGAGGCUUCAAUCAGCUGGAAUAGAUACACUUCCCAUCAAGGCGGGUCCAUUUGGUACUGUGAAGGCUAUUAGAACAAACCCGACCGUAACUCCUGAUGAAUCUGUGAACCCCAGACUGGCCAAAAUACUCAAAGAGGUAGCCGUGAAGAAGGAGCUUAUAGUUGCCCUCGCAAAUUCCAACGUGAGAGAAAUGCUUGAAUUUUGGUUUACCAAUAUAAAAAGAGUCGGUAUACCAAAUUACCUAGUCGUGGCGCUGGAUGAGAAUAUAGAAAACUUUUGUAGAUCAAAUAAGGUUCCUGUUUAUAGAAGGGAUCCAGAUGAGGGCAUCGACUCCAUUGCAAAGACAGGUCAAAACCAUGCAGUUUCUGCAUUAAAAUUUCACAUUCUGAGGGAAUUUUUGCAGCUUGGGUACAGUGUUCUUCUCUCUGAUAUCGAUAUAGUUUACUUGCAAAACCCAUUCGAUCACCUUUACAGGGAUUCUGAUGUGGAAUCGAUGAGUGACGGUCACGAUAAUAUGACAGCCUAUGGUUAUAAUGACGUCUUUGAUGAGCCUUCGAUGGGUUGGUCAAGAUAUGCUCAUACUAUGCGGAUUUGGGUUUACAAUUCCGGAUUUUUCUACAUAAGACCCACCAUCCCCUCAAUCGAGCUUUUGGACCGAGUAGCUUAUCGGUUAUCUCAUGAGCCGAAAUCAUGGGAUCAAGCGGUGUUUAACGAAGAGCUCGCUUUCCCCUCCCGUCCAGGACGUGAUGGCCUUUAUGCAGCAAGGAGAACAAUGGAUAUAUAUCUCUUCAUGAACAGCAAAGUUCUGUUUAAAACCGUUAGGAAGGAUCCUAAGCUGCGCACGUUGAAACCAGUGAUUGUUCAUUUGAAUUACCAUCCGGAUAAGUUAGAGAGGAUGAAAGCUGUCGUGGAGUUUUAUGUCAAUGGAAAGAAAAACGCGCUCGAAAACUUCCCAGAUGGGUCAGCAUGAUAAACUUUAUUCUUCAAUUGCAGCAGUCGCAGCAACACAUCUUAACUUAAUACUGAGAUUCAACGAGCACCGAAGAAAGAAUCAUGUGAGUUGAUACCAAUCUCCGUGAAGUUACAAUUGUUGACCGUAUAUUUACUGGGCCUUUCACCCAAACCGCUUUGUAGUAGUAACUGCAUGUUUGAAUUACCACUCAGAAGUGUUCUUUUCUAUAUGUCAACUUGGCGAAUUUAAUUUUGUCCUUGAGCUUAAAUUGUAUUUAAAAGUAGCAUAGCGAUUUCGAUUGUAACUUUUAUGCUAUUUUGUGGUAUUUUGGGACUUUUUGACAGAAAUGAAUGUUACGUGGAUUUGGAUGCUAAUGAAAUUCUCUUUCGAUAGAA
Molecule: messenger RNA, 1872 nt
Organism: Ananas comosus (pineapple)
Lineage: Eukaryota; Viridiplantae; Streptophyta; Magnoliopsida; Poales; Bromeliaceae
Product: arabinosyltransferase RRA2-like
Exons: 2
Coding region: 236-1495 (419 amino acids)
Biological process (GO): root hair cell development
Molecular function (GO): glycosyltransferase activity
Source: RefSeq, a predicted model, not a curated record